Molecule: messenger RNA, 1487 nt
Organism: Telopea speciosissima
Lineage: Eukaryota; Viridiplantae; Streptophyta; Magnoliopsida; Proteales; Proteaceae
Product: protein DETOXIFICATION 16-like
Exons: 8
Coding region: 1-1458 (485 amino acids)
Biological process (GO): xenobiotic detoxification by transmembrane export across the plasma membrane
Cellular component (GO): membrane
Molecular function (GO): antiporter activity; xenobiotic transmembrane transporter activity
Source: RefSeq, a predicted model, not a curated record
AUGGAAAGAGCUGAAGAAGAGCCUACAAGUCUUGAAACACCUCUGAUUAAUGGAACUGGAGGUGAUAAGUACAUUAGAAGAUCAGAGAUUAUUGUGGAGAUAAAGAAACAGUUAUGGUUAGCAGGGCCUUUGACAUGUGUUUGUUUCUUACAGUUCUGUUUACAAGUGAUCUCAAUCAUGUUUGUUGGUCACCUUGGAGAACUACCUCUUGCUAGUGCUUCUCUAGGCACUUCCUUUGCUUCAGUCACUGGUUUCAGCUUAAUGACAGGAAUGGGAAGUGCAUUAGAUACCUUAUGUGGUCAAUCUUAUGGAGCAAAACAAUAUCAUAUGCUUGGAAUACAUAUGCAGAGAGGAAUGUUUGUUCUUUUACUUGUAUGUAUUCCUGUAGCUUAUCUUUGGUCUAACACAGCCCAUAUACUUAUAAGUUUAGGGCAAGAUCCAGAUAUAUCUGAGGGAGCUGGACUUUUUGUUCAUUACUUGAUUCCUGCAGUUUUUGCUUUUGGAAUCCUUCAAUGUCUCAACAAGUUCUUACAAGCACAAAACAUUGUUUUUCCAAUGAUGAUAAUCUCAGGAAUUACAAUUUUACUACACUUUCCAGUUUGUUGGUUUCUAGUUUUCAAAUCUGGACUUGGUAAUAGUGGUGCUGCUUUGGCAAAUGGGCUCUCUUAUUGGAUUUGUGUGUUACUGAUGGCAAUUUAUGUUAAGUUCUCUACUGCUUGUAAGUCAACUUGGACUGGUUUUUCAAGGGAAGCCUUACACAAUAUCCUUGAUUUCUUGAGGCUUGGUAUUCCUUCAGCUUUUAUGGUCUGCAUAGAGUUUUGGUCAUUUGAGACGUUGGUUCUUAUGUCUGGUCUUCUUCCUGAUCCACAACUAGAAACAUCAACACUAUCAAUAAUCCUCAACACAUGUUGUUUGACAUUCAAUAUCUCAUUUGGUCUUAGUAGUACUGCAAGCACAAGGGUUUCCAAUGAAUUGGGUGCUGGGAGGCCACAAGCUGCACGUUUAGCUGUACAUUCUGUUCUGCUCAUAGCAACUGUAGAUGGUACAUUGCUUGGACUUGCCAUGUUUCUGUUACGUGACUAUUGGGGUUACCUGUUUAGCAAUGAAGAAAGGGUAGCAAGACACGUCGCAGCCAUAAUACCAUUGCUGGCAGUUACCAUUUUCUUGGAUGGAUUUCAGUGUGCACUUACAGGCAUAAUAAGAGGAAGUGGAUGGCAGAAGACAGCUGUGUACAUCAAUAUUGGAGCUUAUUACCUUAUUGGAAUUCCUACCGCAAUUAUCUCUGCUUUUAUCUUACAUCUUGGUGGAAAGGGUCUUUGGUUGGGGAUUGUAUGUGCACUCUUUGUGCAAGUGCUUGCUUUUCUAAUCCUAACCAUUCGAACCAAUUGGAACAAAGAAGCAGAAAAAGCUAUGGAUAGAGUGCGUGACACAGAGAUACCAGUUGAUAGGAUUGCAUGAAGCUGAACUAGUAUACUUCUUCCUUCAAU